AUGCGUUACGUGUGGAAUCUCGUGGCUAUUGCCAGCAUAGUGUCGGCUGCUUGCCCGUACAUGGACGGCGAGCCAGCACUGAAAGGCAGAUCAGAAGGCUCGAAUGAACAGUUUCUUGAUCAAUUCACGGUCGACGACUCUGAUUCCUAUCUUACAUCAGAUGUUGGAGGUCCGAUCUCGGAUGAUCACAGUCUCAAAGCUGGGGAGAGAGGUCCAACGCUUCUCGAAGAUUUCAUCUUCAGACAAAAGAUUCAGCAUUUCGAUCAUGAGCGUGUGCCAGAACGUGCUGUCCACGCUCGAGGAGCAGGUGCCCAUGGGACGUUCACUUCUUACGGAGAUUUCGGCAAUAUCACUGCUGCAUCAUUUCUAAACUCCACAGGGAAAGAAACGCCAGUCUUCAUCCGCUUUUCUACAGUGGCCGGAAGUAGGGGAAGUGCGGAUAGUGUAAGAGACGUGCACGGGUUCGCUGUCAGAUUCUACACCGAUGAGGGAAAUUUCGAUAUUGUUGGUAAUAACAUCCCGGUUUUCUUCAUUCAAGACGCCAUUCUGUUCCCGGACCUCAUCCAUGCCGUAAAACCAUCACCUGAAAAGGAAAUUCCGCAAGCCGCAACGGCUCAUGACAGUGCAUGGGACUUCUUUUCUCAACAGCCAAGUGCAUUGCAUACCCUCUUCUGGGCUAUGUCUGGUAAUGGCAUUCCGAGAUCUUACCGUCAUAUGGAUGGUUUUGGAAUCCACACUUUCAGAUUCGUUACUGCCUCGGGUACUUCACAAUUUGUGAAGUUCCAUUUUAAGACCAAGCAAGGAAAAGCAAGUUUGGUUUGGGAGGAGGCUCAAAUACUUGCCGGAAAGAAUGCGGAUUAUCAUCGUGAUGAUCUGUGGGAAGCUAUUGAAUCCGGCAAUGGGCCGGAGUGGGAAUUUGGAGUUCAGAUUUUUGAUGAGAAGACCGCUGAGAGUUUUCCAUUUGAUGUCUUAGAUCCAACCAAGAUCGUUCCAGAAGAGCUCGUUCCAUUUACUCCACUUGGAUUGUUGAAGUUGGACAGAAAUCCACGAAACUAUUUCGCCGAAACAGAGCAAGUCAUGUUCCAACCUGGUCACCUUGUUAGAGGUGUAGACUUCAGCGAAGAUCCACUUCUUCAAGGACGUAUCUACUCCUACCUAGACACCCAACUAAACCGUCACGGCGGCCCCAACUUCGAACAACUCCCCAUCAACCGUCCCCACGUCCCAGUCCACAACAACAACCGCGACGGCGCCGGCCAAAACUACAUCCACCUCAACACGGCCGCCUACUCCCCCAACACCCUCAACGCCGGCUCCCCCAAACAAGCCAACCAAACCGUCGGCAACGGCUUCUUCACCACCCCCGGCCGCACCGUGACCGGCAACCUCGUCCGCAAAACCUCUCCCACAUUCGCAGACGUCUGGUCGCAAACCCGUCUCUUCUACAACUCCCUCAUCCCCGUCGAGCAACAGUUCCUCAUCAACGCAAUCCGCUUCGAGACCGCCCAGCUCAAAUCCUCCAUCGUCAAAUCAAACGUCCUGAUCCAACUUAACCGCGUGAGUCAUGAUAUCGCCGUUCGUGUUGCUGCCGCCAUCGGUAUGACUGCUCCUGACGCGGACCCGAGCUUUUAUAAUGAUAAUAAAACGGCGUUUGUGUCUAUCUUCAACACCACGCUCCCAACCAUCGCGGGCUUCAAAAUCGCUGUCCUAGCGUCUGUGUCCAGCCCCGGUUCUUUGACUCAAGCCGCGGAAUUAGCCACCGCAUUCGCGCCCUCCAAAGUCACUGUCGCGGUCAUAGCCGAGCGUCUCGUGCCCGGCGUGAAUGCUACGUAUAGCGCUGCUGACGCCUCCACAUUCGACGGCGUUAUCGUCGCUUCCGGCGCGGAAUCACUAUUCGGAACAAACGCUACGGCAUCAACGUUCUUUCCUGCGGGACGCCCCGCGCAGAUCCUGGGGGAUGCGUAUCGAUGGGGGAAACCCGUGGGCGUGCUGGGAACUGCAAGUGGUGUGCUCGCUGCGGUGGGUGUGCCACGGGGAGAUGGAGUGUACGUUGGGGAUGGACAUGCCACCGGUUUUGUAAGCGGGUUUGAGGGAGGGCUGGGGGUUUUCAAGUUUGUGGGGAGGUUUGCUUUGGAUUCUUAG
Molecule: messenger RNA, 2142 nt
Organism: Glarea lozoyensis ATCC 20868
Lineage: Eukaryota; Fungi; Ascomycota; Leotiomycetes; Helotiales; Helotiaceae
Product: Heme-dependent catalase-like protein
Exons: 5
Coding region: 1-2142 (713 amino acids)
Biological process (GO): hydrogen peroxide catabolic process; response to oxidative stress
Cellular component (GO): cytosol
Molecular function (GO): heme binding; catalase activity
Source: RefSeq, a predicted model, not a curated record